Rhopilema esculentum is the source of this 3048-nucleotide messenger RNA. RefSeq lists its product as uncharacterized. Gene Ontology annotation, molecular function: microtubule binding. Gene Ontology annotation, cellular component: cytoskeleton. The record is from RefSeq and is a predicted model, not a curated record. Lineage: Eukaryota; Metazoa; Cnidaria; Scyphozoa; Rhizostomeae; Rhizostomatidae.
UGGUCGAAGGCCUAUUUUGUCGUGUUCAUGGUAACACGACAUAAACAUGGUCCUUGAUCAGACCGCAUAUUAAAUGUAUUCGUUUUAUGCGAUCAACACGAUGCUUAUCCAUGAAUGAUUAACAACAUAAGGGAACUCUUAGCAACAUAUUACAAGCAUCAUGCAGCUAGACGAACAAACAACAAGACUUCUUAGGUCCAAAGGAAUCCGCUGCAUCUGUCAGCUCUGUGACUGUGGGAGACCUCACAAACACCCAGGAUGCACAAAAAACUUUCCCAGCAUGAAAUCAACCAUGGAACUUAAACCAUCAAUGGGGCAGAAGACUGAUUACCAAAAAUCAUUUGGGUUGGCACCUUUGAAGUCUCCAGCAAAAAUAAUGAGACCUUUGCCUGCAACGUUAAACCCAAAUCCUCCAGUUAUGGAUUUCAGAACAACAAAUCGUUUGGACUUUAAGAAAUAUAAGAAUGCUGGAAGAACAAAACCAUGCAAGCUUCAAGAAGAAUACGAAACCUUGACCGGGCUGUUUCAGGGCGAUUCAGUGUACAAGGUUGACUUCCCUGGUCAUCGACCAGCUCCUGUAAAGAUCGAGCGCCCAGCAACACAGAAAGCGCAGUCGGAUGUUAAGUUUGAUGCACGCACAAUGUACAAGGACACGUUUGAAGGAAGAGGACAGCCAAGACUAAAAGCAUUUCAAGAACUUCCGAGUUUCACUUACUCUAUACUUUAUCCGGAACGUGGUAACCCAGUUGAAAAGAUAUCUUUUAAAAAUGCAGUUCAUUCUGGCGAGUUUGCAGAGAAGCCAGAGCUUCUUGCUCCAAAAGAGAGUACAGUUAAAAUCGGCAUGGAGGGAGAGCAUGAGAUGGUGACUACCAACAGUGAUGCUUUCAAAACGCACCAAGGCUUUGUCAAGGAACAACCAUUCAAAGUGGUCACAGAGUGGAAACCGCGACCGAAAUUUGAUUGCAAGACUCAGGCACAAGAUGAUUUUAAAGGCUUUGGAAACAAAAUGCCUCGCCCAAGAAAGGCGAUCACACCCCCACCGGAAACAAUCGAUUUGAAGAUCGAUGACAAACAGUAUUUUGAAACCACUAAAUACACGGACCAUAAAAUAACAUGGGACAAAAACAAGUUGCAUAGGCCACCGCUAACAAAAGUUGAAGAAAGGUACAGUCCACCAAAAGAGAAGCUAGAGUCUCAGUCGGUGAUGCGCGCCGAUUUUAAGAAGCACAACGAUGUACGUCCAGUUGCUUUAAGGCCACCAGAUCAAACAAGGGCAACAACGGCUAAGUUUUUCAGCGACACCUCGUACAAGGCACAAUUUCCAAAUUAUGGUGACGUUGAAGUGCAGCGUUACGGGGAUCCGUAUGAGCAACCAUAUUAUGUGAAGCCACUUAGUAGGUUUCUUGAAGAGCCUUCUGUCAUGCGACGUGACUUUAAAGACCAUGGACCGGUGAAAAGACGAUCUCCCAUUUUACCUGAGAACAAGCGUCAUGCCCAGGGAGACCAGUUCCAUGGUGAAACCAGUUACCAUGCAGAUUUUUUGCCAAAAUCUGUAGAGCCCUGCACUUUCGCCAAACUUCUUACUGAAAAAGAUCCCAAAGAGUUCCACGGGAAGAUCGAAAGCUUCAUGCAGUCGAAGCCAAGCCCGGUUAAAGGACUAAGAACGAAAACUAGUCAUCUUGCUGCAUCUUUUUAAAUAUGGAAGGAAACUUUAUAAAAGUGGGGUUGUAAAAAAGUAUACAGGAAGGGGCUUUAUCUCAGGUGAAAUUAUUUGUAAGGUGAAGUCGCACUCCAAUUCAGGUGAUACUAACUCCUUUUCGAAUAUUCUAUAGGCGUUGACCAAGGAACGCAUAGAGCUCUUUAUAUAAUACCAUUAAGUGCCUGAUUGAGUGGAGGGGAAUGUCCACAAUUGCCCUAUCUGGAAAAUUUCACAACUCGUUUAACUUGACCUUUAUUAUGAUUGGCCUGCAGGGGUUGGAACAAGCAGAUGUAAAGAUAAAUCAGUUAUUUAGUAUUUUUUCCUGCAUAAAAUCCUAUCAAAGUAGUUGCCUCUAGCUUCAGCUGCAGAUACUUUUGCAAUCAGCCAUUUGCAAUUCAUCAGCCCACCCUUCUAUGAUCCCUAUUUUUAAGAAUUCAGGAAGACAAGACCAACUCCAUUAUAAUUUAGAAGAAAUAGUUAUGUAAAACUGACGAAAGCCAAUCAUAAACACAAUUUUUAGUAAAGUUGAAGGAUUUACAUGUAUUCUUCCAAGGCCUAUUAGAUUUUAUCUUAAAAGUCCAAAAAUGAUUUUCAUAUAUAGUAAUGAAAUUCAACUCAUUUUUGCUUUUAUAUUUUUUUGUAUUUACUUAGUGGAAAGGACAUUUUUACCAGGGAAAUAAGAAUUGAGACAUUUUUACCAAGGCCAGUUUUAAUGCCACAGGCUGCCAUAAUGCAGGCAUUUAAAUGUUUUUUUAAUCUGAGACUUGUCACAGUUUAGGUUCGCUAAAAAUUUCCUGCACUUUGAUACGCUGAUCCUUCUCAAAGUUCCUAUGAUAUAUGUAGAUCGUACACACUUGACAAAGCAGUGUCACAAAAUGACAAGAAAGAUCUUAAAUCGGUGCAUUUUUUCCUGGAUUCUUUUUUCCUCAUAUCGUAUGUUUAGAAAUCAUUAUUUUGUGCCACAUGUCCCUUAUACCCAUUUUAUCCGGUGCCCCCACCUUGGGCGUGCAAUUGGCAGUUGUAAGUUGUUGUUUGUUCUUAGCCUGUAUAUAAGAUUUCUCAAGAAGAAAUUGUAACUUUGAUGUUAGGAUAAGAUUAUCAGAAGCCUGUAAAUUUCUCUAGCAUAUAAGUUUAGAUUUAAAAAAUGUACCAUGCUGUUAUUUUGAUCCUAGUGAAGAUGUAGAUAUUUCACAUACACUCCGGUAGAUUUUAUGCAAAAACUUUGUGGUAGAAAGGAAUAGCUGAAUUAAGACAAAAGUAUUUAAUAUGGCUGAAAUCUUGGUUUCUGAUUGUAUACUCAAUUGUAUUCUCAAUGUAUUAAAAAUGUAUUCUCAAAAUGCAUCGUACAA